AUGCAACCUUGGGUAGCCAUCUCCAGCUUCAUACUACUUCUGACAGAUGCUGUAGUUUCUUACACUCAAGUGAUUGGAGUGGUGGGUCAUUCCGCCAUGCUACCCUGCACCUACUCAACAGCUAAUGGAGUCACAACCAUGUGCUGGGGCCGGGGGCCGUGUCCCAUGUCCCAUUGCUCAGAUGAACUGGUCUGGACUGACGGAUCCCAUGUCACUGUUCAGAAGCACCCGCGUUAUAAGCUAAAGGGAAACAUUUUAGGAGGGAACGUGUCUUUGACCAUAGAGAACGUGGCCCAGACUGAUAGGGGUCUGUACUGUUGCCGUGUUGAGCACAAGGGGUGGUUCAAUGAUAUGAAACUCACCGUAUCAUUGGAGAUAAUGCCAGCUGAGGUCACCAGUGUUCCAACGUCACCUAGGGUCUUUACCUCUACUUCUUCAACGCCAGCACCCAUGCAGAACCUCAAGUCAGUAGCUACCUCAUCUUCUACAGUGCAGACAGCAGGAACCCAGCCCACUGUGCCGCCACAGGAAACGAGCACAAGGCAACCCACCAAUUUACCACUGUACUCCUGUCCAACAGAUGGGAAUGGCACUGUGACACAGUCUUCAGAUGGCCUUUGGCAUAGCAAUCAAACUCAUGUGUUGCUGGCACAAAAUCCAUGGAUGACCACCAGUAAGGGACUCUACAUUGGCAUCUGCAUUACUGCUGCGGUAUUGCUCUCUGUGCUGGUUGUCGUGAUUACCAAAAAAUACUUAUGCAUAAGAAACAAGCUGGAACAACUAAACAUGGUUUCGUUGAAUGACCCUCGGACUGGAGCUUUGCAAAGUGCAGCUGAAGUGGGUGUCCGAGCAGAAGACAAUAUCUACAUUAUCGAGGACAAUCUUUAUGUCAUGGAUUAA
Molecule: messenger RNA, 900 nt
Organism: Odobenus rosmarus divergens (Pacific walrus)
Lineage: Eukaryota; Metazoa; Chordata; Mammalia; Carnivora; Odobenidae
Gene: HAVCR1
Product: hepatitis A virus cellular receptor 1
Exons: 8
Coding region: 1-900 (299 amino acids)
Biological process (GO): phagocytosis, engulfment; positive regulation of mast cell activation
Cellular component (GO): cell surface
Molecular function (GO): phosphatidylserine binding; virus receptor activity
Source: RefSeq, a predicted model, not a curated record